AUGCCGCCGCGCAAGAAAGCCAAAGCCAGCGCCGCGUCGACGCCCCGCCCCGACGCGCAGCCCAGAACACCGCAGGACACGGGCGCGACGGCGGAGCAGGAGCUGCUCAACGAUGCGUGGGCCGACGAGCAGGAGACGCAGCUGUUCAAGAGCAUGAUGAAGUGGAAGCCGACAGGCCUCCACAAGCACUUCCGCAUGAUCUCCAUCCACGCCGACCUGCGCUCGCACGGCUUCGCCGCCGACGACGCUCCCCACACGCGCAUCCCCGCCAUCUGGAGCAAGGUCGCCUCCCUGUACGACCUGCGCGCCUUGGACGAGCGUGAGGACGCCUACACCUUCAGCGACGACCCGGACCCGCUUGACCCAGACGAGGCGCCCGCCAUUCCCGACUUCGAACUCCCAGAGGACGAGUUCGGCGACAUGAUCUGGGAGCGACGCUUCCACGGCCCGGAUUCCGAGGCGUCGUCUUCCCCGCCCACGCUCGCCGCCGACGACGAGAAGCUGCUCUAUGUGCCCGACAUGGGCCUGCUAAAGGACCAGCCCGAUGGCAUCCUGUCGCAGCUGACCGAAAGCGCCGCAGAGGCAACAUCGGCGUCCAAGAGAGGGAAGGGCACGCGCGCAACCAAGGGAGCUGCCAAGGGCGCGAAAGCAGGCAGAGGCCAGGCUGCAAAGAACACCAAAGCUCAGUCUGCCGUCUCCGACUCUGCAGAAGAAGAGGAAGAUGACGACGAGGACGAAGACGAGUCCAGCUCCGAAUCCGAAGAAGACACCGCCCCCAGCACCCGUAGGACCAACAGGAACAAAGGCAAAGCACAGCCAGCUCCGAAACGGACACGGAAGAGGUGA
Paraphaeosphaeria sporulosa is the source of this 846-nucleotide messenger RNA. RefSeq names its product CT20-domain-containing protein. NCBI's taxonomy places the organism in Eukaryota, Fungi, Ascomycota, Dothideomycetes, Pleosporales, Didymosphaeriaceae. The record is from RefSeq and is a predicted model, not a curated record. Gene Ontology annotation, cellular component: NuA4 histone acetyltransferase complex; nucleus. The transcript is spliced from 2 exons. Bases 1 to 846 code for a protein of 281 amino acids. Gene Ontology annotation, biological process: regulation of transcription by RNA polymerase II.